This is a messenger RNA of Lolium perenne, 5162 nucleotides long. Its product is annotated as disease resistance protein RGA5. Gene Ontology annotation, molecular function: ADP binding. Gene Ontology annotation, biological process: defense response to other organism. NCBI's taxonomy places the organism in Eukaryota, Viridiplantae, Streptophyta, Magnoliopsida, Poales, Poaceae. The record is from RefSeq and is a predicted model, not a curated record.
AGUACUUCAAUUUCCUUUCACUCCUCUUCCUGUGAUUCUGUGAAUUCAAUUUACAUGCGAAGAUUUUGUUACAGAGAUCAUGCCAAAAUGGCAUAGGGAGUUGGGAGAUUAGAAAAUGAGAUUGGUAUAUUUUGACUGAUGUAUUUGCUGGCUUUUUUCUUGCAUGAAAGAACGGCACUAGAGAAGGAGAGUUAGCCUUGGCCUCUUGCUAAUGCUGGCUUUUUGCAUGCCUCCAUGUGUAUGCGCUGCAACUGCAAGCUGCACUGGUGUUGCUGGCUGGAAUUGCAUGUUGCUUGUGCAUUGCUGUUGGUCUUGGCUUUUGGCUGUUGCUGGCUUGCUACAGGCCUACAUGUGCAUGUGCUGCUAUGCCAAAUAUCUAAGCCUGAUUUUUUCUGCAUACUAAAUUAUUUGUUUAUUGCUGCACUUCUAAGAAAACAUUUAUCACUAUGUAUCUUCAGAUACCAGACAUUGAGCCAACCAGCGGUUCUCGACCGGUGAAAACUGAGUUGACAGCCUCACCGGUUCAAUCACCCGGUCUGUUUUCUUCAAAGUAUGGUUUCCUGCUGUUGUGUACACUUGUUGGCAAUCACGAUGACACCAGUGUGCUGUGAGAUGCUAACGACUCUAGAUAAAUAGCAUAGUCGCACGGUCAUCGUCGUCGUCGUUGGAGCAAGUGGGCCUGGGGCCACCAUGUUACUGGCGGUUCCCGUCGGCAAGACGCGGAGGGUUAAAACCCAUCAUCCUUAGUGUAAAGUAAGAAAUUGAAAAACAUACCAUCCUGCAUUUAUUCGGGAAGCUUCGGUUGUGUAUAGGCUGAAAAUGACCAGUUUCACAAGGAAGCUAAUCUCAACGUACUACGAACUUCUGUUUUCAUUUCUCAAAAUUCUAUAUAUGUGGCCUACAAAGCUUGAGCGCUUUGAACUUGGGAUGAGCAGGUUGCUACAAAGUGAACCGGUGAACAAAAGAUAAUUAUGAACUUGCUAGAAGCUGACCUAUUCUUCAUAACAACAAAGAUUAUCAUAUUAAAAUUAUAGCGACUUUAUGUUUCAAAAGGGAGAAAAAGGAAAGUAGAGAUUGCAACCUUUAUGACUUUUUUAGAUUCCUCCACUUACUAAUGUUUUUUUUCUAAUUUCUAUAGGCAGGUCUACAAUCGUAAUUAUCUUUUUCUAUUAUGCAGGAUGCCGAGCACGACUUUGUGGGACUAACGAUUGAAGUUUGUGUUGUUUCUUCAUGCUAGUGGCAAUACAAGUGUGCAUAAAACAAAACAAAGAUUCUUCUAAUAAUUGUGGAUAGCUUGUUAAAAAUUUAGAGGCGUAGCAUGCAUCACCUAACAUGAUAAAAGCAAUCACAUCAAGAUCACAUCGAGAUUGUUAGUGGGGUGCAGUCUCUAUUAGGCAAAACACCUUUCAUAAUCCAUGUCACAUGGUCAGUUUGGAAAAACCAUCGGCUAAAUUCACAAUUAGAGACAUCAUUACUAUUAAUCACCCAUGGUGUAAGUGCAAACUCUUGAGUGGAGUCGAUGUCACCUAAUUAGUCAUUAUACAUGAGGACUAGGAUCAGGGAUUAAAAUUUCAACAAUAUUUCACUAGGUUCUGAAUAUACUUCUCCCGAAUUUUUCGAACCAGUUUCAGACCAACUGAAAUGAAAUUCAAUUUUAGUUAAAUUUAGUUUGAAUUUGAUAAAAUCUGGACGAUACAAUUCUAAAACAAGUUUUGAUCUGGAAAUCUCGAAGACUUGGGUGGGUCGUAUCGAAAAUCAACACCCUUACUAGGAUAUACACUUGAAACCUACUCGUACAUACAUAUAUUGGAUAAAUUUGAAGAUAAUAUGUUGCAGUAUUCUGUUAGUAGAAUAAUAUCUUGUCAAUGUUAUCAUGAUGAGGCGCACUGUGGCCUGCGUGGUGCAUGCUCUUGGUGGAGCCACACACGAAGUUUCCGAUCCAUUGUGUGAACAUUUCUUAGAAGGCUACAAGGAAGCAUCUUUUCUCGGUGGAGGAGUUCUAUAUACUGUCAUUGCAACAGCUCCUUCACCAGCACCUGUUCCAUCUUUCUACUGAAAUCUCAAUUCACGCAUAGUUCUUCGCUUGCGUUGCACUAAACUGGUUCCAAGAGUGGUCACGAUCCUGCGGCUAGUUGCCGAUGGAGGCUGUGGUGGCGAGCGCUGUGACAGGAGCGAUGCGGACGCUCCUGCCCAAGCUUGGCGCCUUGCUGGGAGAGAAGUACAAGCUUCCCAAAGGCGUGAAGAAGGAGAUCGCCUCCCUGUGUGACGAGAUGAGCAGCAUGAAGGCUGUGCUCGUGGAGCUAGCCAAGAUGGACGGUGAGCUUGACGCGCAACACAAGGCAUGGCGGGACGAGGUGCGCGACCUGUCCUACGACAUGGAGGACUGUGUCGACACCAUCACCGAUGACCUUGAUUGCGCUGGUGCCAGGGCCUUGUCGCUGAACAUGAUUACGACACUGAUGGCGGCACACAAGAUAGCCGGUCAGAUCAAAGGACUCAAGUCCCGGGUUGUGGAAGCAGGCAAACGCCGUGAUCGAUAUAAGCUCGGUGAGCGAGCUGGUGCUUCUUGUCAGAGCCCCGUGGCUAUUGACCCUCGUCUGUGUGCACUCUAUUCAGUGUCUGACAGACUUGUGGGCAUAGAUGGCCCGAAGAACAAGCUCAUGGAGCUGUUGAGAGCAGAGCAACAUGGCGCACGGGCGCUUAAAGUUGUGGCUGUUGUUGGAUUUGGAGGGAUGGGGAAGACAACUCUCGCUACCCAAGUCCAUGAGAAGGUUGCAGGUCAAUUCGACUGCGCGGCUUUAGUGUCGGUAUCUCAAAAUCGAAGGAUGAACGAGAUCUUUUCAGAGAUACUCUCAAAAGUUGGGGACUCGGUCCCUUCAUGCUUAACUGAUGAGCACCAACUCAUCUCCCGACUGAGAGCACAACUCAAUGACAAAAGGUACCUUAUAGUCAUUGAUGAUUUGUGGACAAUAGAAGCAUGGGACACUAUCAAAUGUGCCUUUGUGGAGAAUAGUCUUGCUAGUAGAGUUAUAGCUACUACACGUAUCGAAGGUGUAGCUCAGGCAUGUUGUUCUGAUUUUGAUGGCCAUGUUUACAAGAUGAAACCUCUUAGUGAUCUUGACUCAAGGAGAUUAUUUCAUAGAAGAAUUUUUCCCUCUCAAGAUGAUUGUCCUGAGAAACUGAAGGAUGUAUCUACAGAAAUUUUGAAGAAAUGUGAAGGAGUUCCAUUGGUCAUAUUCAGUGUAGCCAGCAUUUUGGCUAGUCAGAAAGAGGUACAUUCAAAGGAAUUAUGGGAGAACAUAAAAAAUUACCUUGGUUUCCAAUUGGCGCAGAACCCUGAGAUACAUUUGAUGAGACAUGUGCUUAAUCUGGGGUACAUUAAUUUAUCUUUAGACCUUAGGACAUGUAUGCUAUACCUUGGUAUUUUUCCAGAGGAUUCUAAAAUAAUGAAGGCUGAGUUGGUGAAGAGAUGGGUAGCCGAGGGUUUCGUUACUGGAAAGCAUGGUUACAGUCCGGAGGAGAUAGCAGAAUAUUUCUUCAACGAGUUGAUCAACAAAAACAUGAUCCAAAUAGCCGAGUUAGAUGAUUGCGGGCACGUGUUGUCUUGUCGGGUGCAUGACAUAAUGCUUGACUUUAUCAUAGUGAAGUCCACAGAAGAAAAUUUCAUCACUGUGAUUAAGGGAUCCCCUGCAGUUAGUGAUCCACCGUGCAUGAAAGGACAUUUGCAGGCUCGCCGGUUGUCCCUCCAAUUCGGAACAUCAGAAGGCAACAAGGACUUGCUGAGAAGCAUGGCUGUCACCAAGGCCAGAUCAUUCAGCUUUUGGGGUCCGGCUCAACGGAUGCCUUCUCUAACAAGUUUCCAACAGCUGCGAGUUCUGCACAUUGACGCAUGUGGUUCCAGAAACGAGCAGUAUGACAUGCCUCCCAUAUGCAUCUUUACCAAGCUGAUAUAUCUGAGGAUCAGAGGCAUUGGCUGCAAGAAACUAUUGACCCAACUCUGGAAAUUACGAAAUCUGAAGACAUUGGAGAUUGUUGGCGACGACAUCAGAGAUUCCUUACAUCUGGAGCAGUUACCCACGACGUUGUCGCAUCUGACUGUUCCUCACACCAUGCAGCCGGUCGGCAAGAUCAGCAGGAUGCUUGCCCUCCGCACUUUGGGCGAGCUCAGCAUAGAUCUCAAGGAUGUGAAGAACAUCAGAGGUCUCGGUGAUCUGUGUGACCUGAAGGAGCUGAAGCUAGUGCUACGUAGAGGCAUCUCCAAAGAAGCUUGCAAUGAUCUUGCUCCCUCCCUCUGCAGACUCGGAAGGCUCCAGUCCCUAACAAUCCGCAUGUAUGGAUCACUGGAAACUGAUGAUGUCCUGGCCUGCUGGUCACUCCCUUCACGACAUCUUAGGAGGCUACAUGUGCUGGGACUCCCUUUCUCCACAGUCCCUCAAGAUUUGGUCGGCCACCUUGACAACCUCAGAAGCUUGAAAAUUCAUGUCUUUUCCCUGCCGAGGGAUGGCGCUGAGGUUCUCGCGAGGCUCACCUUACUGGUGCACCUUACACUGCAUGUUAAGAAGUAUGUUCAUGAGGAACGUGUUGUCUUCCGCACCGCGUCUUUCCCAAAUCUGCAGGAUUUCGUGUUCAGGUAUGAAGAGGUCUGCCUCGUGUUCGAGGCGGGGGCUAUGCACAAGCUCCAGAGCCUCACUGUGGAGUGCUACGAAGAAGCAGAACGGCAUGCUGGCGAGUUACUUGAUGGUAUCGUACGUCUGGGAAGCCUCGUGUCAUUCAAGGCGAUUUUUUACAAGAAGGAGAGGAAAGGAGACUGUAUCAUUUUGCAGUCUGCACGAACAGGUAAUGCUAGUUUCCAGUCCUAUGCUCCACCACAGCCUAAAUUCUGGGACCGAGACAGUCUGGAGGCUCAGCUCAGGAAGGCGAUAAGCAAGCAUCCGGGGACUCCUCAUGUUUGCACUCAAUCCGUGUAAACAUUGUACACUACUUUUCCAUUCUCUCAACUUUGUAUCCCUUGUUACUUCUUCCCACUUUUGUUUAAACGUGGGAAGAAAUUAGAUGUAACCGAUAACUUUACUCGUUCCCAUUGUCACCGCGUUGGUACUAAUCUGAACAACUGUAUUCUUCCCGCGUUGGUACUGAUCUGAACAACUACAUUCUUCUGUUCA